Hypomesus transpacificus is the source of this 3504-nucleotide messenger RNA. RefSeq names its product sarcolemmal membrane-associated protein-like. Lineage: Eukaryota; Metazoa; Chordata; Actinopteri; Osmeriformes; Osmeridae. The transcript is spliced from 7 exons. The record is from RefSeq and is a predicted model, not a curated record. Bases 1 to 966 code for a protein of 321 amino acids. Gene Ontology annotation, biological process: single fertilization; acrosome assembly. Gene Ontology annotation, cellular component: acrosomal membrane.
AUGCCUCAGCUGCGCUCGGUGCAGGAGGAGAUGGACUGCCUGGAGGAGGAGAAGGAGAGUGAGCUGGCUGAGGCGCAGGAGGAGCUGCGCACGGCCCAGGAGGAGGUGCUGCUGCUGCAGCAGGCGGCGGAGGAGGCGGCGGGGGAGCGGGAGAACGACAUUGCCUCGCUGCAGGAGGAGCUGUGCCGCCUGAGGGCGGAGCUGCAGCGCCUGGGUGAAGAGGCCAUGGAGUACGAGCUGGAGAUCACCACCCUGCGCGCCGAGAUCAGCAUGAAGAGCCAACGCCGCGAGGUGGAGAGGAGAGAAGGUGACGUGGACCUGCUGAAGGAGGAGUGCAACACGCUGAGGGAGGAGUGUGUGACACUGAAGGAGGACAACAGCCGUCUGUCCGACCGGCUGCAGCAGCUGCAGCGGCAGAGGACCAGCUCCAGCAGUGUGUACCUGUCUCUGAGAGAGGAAGGUGAGGGCACGGAGGGCCCGGACAUGGAGGCUGGCACGGAGGAAGGCGUGAACGAGAGCUACAUGACCAUGGCCCAGUCUACAGGCACCAACUGUCACCAGGUCGAUGCCUCCAUCCAGAAGAACAUCUCCUUUGAUGGGAAACCCAUGACCCCCACUGGUUGGAACGGGGGCUUUGGGGAGAUCUUCUCUCUGAGGGACCAGCUUAAGCAGGCGGAAGAACGGGCUUCUCAGGUCCAGAGGGAGUGUGAGGGUCUGAAGACAGAGCUGGAGGAGCUGCAGGCGCUGUACGACUGCAGCCAGAGGGAGAGAGCUGUGCUGGAGGACGAGCUGCAGCUCUGCAAGGCGGAGCUGGAGAAGCUCUCUGGGGAGCGGGGACAGAGCUUCAUCCAUCCGUCUGAGCACCCUGUUCUCUCCAUCCCCUUCAUAGGAAUGAUUGUGAUAGUGGCUGUGGUUUGGUGCUGGUUAUCGGAGCUGGCGUCCCAGAGAGCAAGGGGAGUGAGAUAGACUGGAGCCCCAUCCUUACUGUCACUACGGCAACGGCAGUGCUAUUGAUCACGGCCAGCCUGUUGAGAGCCCUGUCCCGGUAUUGAGCACAUCCACAAGAACUGUACCGAAGGUCUGCACUUUAUAGACCACCCUCCAUCCCACCUGCCCUCUGAAAUGGAUGCCUAAAACCCACUUGGCACCAUGUUUUCUGAUCGAUUGCCAGGAGGCAAUAGAAGACCACGAAACAUGAACUCUAGAAAAGAGGGAGAGUAGGAGCACCAUAGGAAAGAUGAAGAAGGCGGUCUCCUCUUCUCCUGGUCUUGGAGACGAGUGACAAGGGAACUAGGAUCGGAGGGGUGUCAUUUCCUCGCAUCUCUGUCCCAUCAGCUCGUGUCUCUGUGUUCAUAGAUUCAAGUUCUUGGCGAUGGGGCUGGAUUACGUUUCUGAGAAUGAAUGUAUGUCAUAACUAUCAUACAAACAUAUUUAACGAUUAUUUAUUUGUAAUGUUUAUUUUUUGUGUUAUUUUCUUUUGACUGAGCAGCGUACUUCUGCAUCAUACACAUUUGCUGCAUUGAAGUAGUUACCGUCUUAUAUUUUGUAAAUAUCUUUAUGGGUAGCAGUAUGUGUAAUUAUUUAUGAGUAUAUCAAAAACCCUAAUGUCUAGAAAUGCAUGUAUGUGACAUAGUUCCAUCUUUACUCUAAAAUGAGCUACAAUAACACCAACCCCACCCAAUGCUUCUCCCUAAGUAUUUAAUGCAAUACCUUCAAAUGACAUGCAUAUAGCGCAUACAUUCUUUGACAUACAAUUUAGCCUGAAGGAAAGUUUCUUAAAAACCACAUAUUUUCCUUUUCUGCUUAUUGCAACACUUUUUACCCAUGAUCAAUUGUUCAAAUUCUCUUUGCUCUGCUUUUUGCCUCAGCAUGGCUCAGUAUGUGACGUUUGCUCCACUAAGCACUGGCCAAUCCCAGGUCUUUUUCAGGCCUAUGUUUAAACGUGACCUCACCCAGCAGGGAGGUGCCAGUACUUGGUUUCAGAGUGUGCUGUAUUGACUGUGCUUAGCCUAGGGACCUGUCAGUUAGUCUAGCUUCUGCAUUUUCACCCCAUGACUCAUCUUAAAUAUGUAAACAGAAAUGCAGGACACACCUGAUGUAUACUCCUAGGCCAUACAAGUCUGCCCACAUGCCCGACCAGGGGUGUGUAGAGUGAUUGGGUUAGUUCACCUGUGGAAACAAUUUAGGGACAUCUUGAAUCAUAACCAUCUGCUGUGUUUUUAAUGCAGAGUUUUGAAAACAUAUUCCACAUAGGGAGCAGUGAAAGGACAUGUCCAUUGUAUGUUUCCAAAUAUAGCACAACAACGCCAACUGACAAAUGGAGAAAUAGAACUGCAAGGACUUUGCGUAACGAGUCCCCUGUGAAAUGUUAGGGAUGUUUUUUUCUCACCAGUGCAGAUUGGACCAGGUUCAUGCCAUGAGAAUGUUGACAGUUAGCAUGUCACAGUUUUUAAUGGUUUAUGCCAUGCGUGACGAGUGUAAUGAUAUUGGUGUCCAACCACACUAAGACAUUAUAAUCCUGCUAUUCAGCUUUGAUAGUAGUUGAAGUAUACAGUAUGAUUGCAAAAGGCAUUGUGUCAUGGAGCAUGCUGAUUGUAUUGGAAGGGACUUAUUUAGAUUUUGUUAAGAACAAGUAUAAUGUGACUGAAUAUAAUUUUUCUGCUAGCUGUCUAAUGAACAAGUACAGGGCCACACUUUUGCAUUGACUCCCUGUUUAGAUGUGUGCCAAUGCCUUUUGAAACUCAAUAAAAAAUGACUUUAGAUUUGCAUGUUACAUAUAGCAGAAUAAUAGUUUGUUUGGUAAGAUGUUUAUGUUGCCCUUAUGUUAUUACUGAUUUCAUGUAUAAUAGUCAGUCAAAUUGUAUAGUAUCAUUCAUUGGAGAGACAUUUCUAAAAACGGUCUCCAUUUGUACUAGCUUUGUAGAAAGUUGAUCUAUUUUGAGAGAGCAGUGUAUAUUUGAUAGCUAAAUGAUGCUAUGUAAAUGUUUAUUUAUGACUAUUUCCUUCAUGAGAACUGGUCGUUUUAAAUGCUUCUUUGUUCAGUAGAGUAGUCAAAGCAUGCAGUAGAGGAUGCAUUCAGUCUUAGUUGCCGGUAAAAAUCCUGUACUUUUAAUAUGGAAUACAUCCCCAAAAAAGCAAUAUCAGCCUUGUUCUUGCCCUAAAUAUCCUAAUGUAGUUUGAUAUCUUUUCUGUAAGUCAUUUAGUCCUUUAAAACAUGUUUUUCUCUUUAACAAGGGAGGUCACUUAGCUGUUGUUCCAUCUACAGGCUUGAUUUAUGGAAAUGACAAACGGUAGCCUAUAUGUGUGCAUACCCACCUGUGUGAAUAUGAAUGUUGUUCCCUUCAGGUAUCAUGAGAUUAAGUAUACCACAAGGUCUUUCUCAGCUUGCUGCUUUGCCAGUGUUCCCUAUUGCUGUGUGUUUGGGAUAUAGUUGUGGCUAUUUUGUUACCUGGAGGUCUAUUUUGUACUGUAAAUGAUUUGAAAAAUAAAUACAGUUAAUAUCAC